Messenger RNA from Daphnia magna, 1929 nucleotides. RefSeq lists its product as uncharacterized. The transcript has 7 exons. Gene Ontology annotation, molecular function: chitin binding. The coding region runs from base 468 to 1703 and encodes 411 amino acids. Lineage: Eukaryota; Metazoa; Arthropoda; Branchiopoda; Diplostraca; Daphniidae. Gene Ontology annotation, cellular component: extracellular region. The record is from RefSeq and is a predicted model, not a curated record.
UUAUACACGGCCGCAUUAUUUAUUCAGGUCGCGUCCACGCUCGUUUGACAAUCGACGUAUUUGCAACAGGUGAAAGUGUCAUCUGCAGUCGGUAUCCAAAGAAAAGACACAAAGCAAAAGCUUUGGGGAAUACGUGCAAACUAACGGCUUAUCUCUGUCCGAUUGAUGUGUGUCUGUGAUACAACACAACAUCUACACGGCAAAAUGCUUCAUUUCACAAAGGAUCAUCUUGUCUAUUGAAGUGCCGAGGGAAAAGAGAAGAAACGAAUCAUUCGUGAUUCGAUUGCACGAGAAUCGGCGCCGUUGCAAGACAAUCAGAUGAAGACGUUACACAAUAGGCGUGUCGUGCGUGUUAACGGCCUUAUGUCGCCAGUCAUUGCAAAAACACCGUAUAAAAAGACGAUUUACCGAUGCAAUAUGCGACAAUAGCAUUUCUGCAAGCGGACAAGUGAGCGAAAAAGAAAAAAAUGUUCCAGUUCUCGACCGUCAUUCUUUUGCUGGCCGGAUGGCUCACACAAACGAAUGCUUAUGGAUUCGACGUUAGCCGGGCUGAGGUAUUACCGAGCCAACCGAACGGGUUCGGCAACUUGAUGCCAGUCUCUUCGGGCACGGCUGGAUCGAUGAGCGCCACCUUCGCCGGAAUCAGUCAAGAACAGAUUGACAGUCAACUUUCGGGACUUGCUACGGGCGACGUCAUUACCAUCAACAACAUCCGCUACAUGGCCCUCAGGACAGAGCACGAUGUUGGCCAAACGGGCCGUCGUGAUGUGAUGAUUCUUGUCCAAGUUGAAGGCUACGACAGCCGUCCAGGUAUCGACAGUUUCCAGGGCGACGGCUACGCUUCGGAUGUUUCACGUCUCCAAGACGUUCCAGCGUCCGUGGGAACAGCCAUGGCCGGCCAAUCCUACGACGCACCCAACAACAGACAAAAUAUUAACACGGACGGAGCGGCCGUGUCUGUUGAGGCAUCCGCCGGCUCUUACUCCGCACCUUAUUCGACGGCCACCGACCGGCAACAGGACGCGGUCGCGACGGCGUUUAAUGGCGGCGCGGCCGUGAAUGAUCCAUCGCCCCCCUCUUCUUCUUAUUCGUCUUCAGCGUUGAUGGCCGCACACAACGGCCAAAGCGAUCAUUCAUCGUCUUAUUCUUAUCCGACGACGGGCAGCGCUAAAAUCCUGCCAACUGAAAGCAGAGAAGACGGACGGGACUACGCCGAUACGAUACCCGGUGUAGCCGGCCGUGAUUAUCCGAUCCUGUCCAAAGUUGGGGCUUCUUCGUUCAGCUGCAACGGACGCCGUGAAGGCGGUUAUUACGCAGAUGUUGAAUCCUCCUGUCAGGUUUACCACGUUUGCGCGCUGGACAAGAGGUUCUCUUUCCUCUGCCCGAACGGCACCCUCUUCGAUCAGCGGGCCUUUGUUUGCAAAUGGUGGUUCAAUGUCGAUUGCGCUUCGUCGGCCAACUAUUACAAUCUGAACGACGCGAUUGGCAUCGCUGAACGGCAAGUCGUUCAAAAUGGCGUCAGCUUUGCGUCUUACGAUCAAGCGGCAAAGUCCGGCGUGUCGCAAUCAGCGACCAAACCAAUUGACGGCCCUCCAUCACCAGUCGUCGUCCAGCCUGUUUUGAUCGGGCCGACAAUCAAACGUCCAUCAGACGGACUGGCAGCCAUCAAAGCUGUCAUGGCCACGUCCACUUAUACUGGAUAGAAAACGAACACACGGGCAAUUCAGUUUCGUUUUGUUUCUGUAAAUGGUGACGGGUAUCACGUAACCUUCGCCAAACUUAGAGACACAUUUUGCACACGUGCGCAUUUUAAUAUAUAGACUUUUUUUGUGUGUGCGUGUCUAUGUAAUAAAAACAAAGGCAAGCUGAUCUGAAUGAGCCAAUUGCGAUGGAAGCUGUGCUGGCUUAAAUAUAUACGUAGUGAAAGUU